AUGGUUCGCGCAAUGACAACGUUAAAACCCCAGCUUGUAAGAGCAGACACACUCGAUUUACAAGAUCAUGACACUCCGUCCGCUAAAGAUCAUUCGCGCCAGCCCGCUCAUCCAUCGCCCUAUGGUUAUGGUCCUGCAGCACCACACCAGGCCCAGACACUGAGGCAAGCCGAACAAGAUGCAUAUCAAGAGCAACAUACUAGUCCUAGACAAUCCGAGGACAAAACGAAUGGUGCUUUCGGCUACAGCGAUCACGAUGACGACCGAAACGAUGACCACAAUACCUCGAAUGGCUCCAAUGGACCUGGGUAUAACGGGCAGGAUAUCAAUGAUGAAGAUGGUGGCGACUCCCAUGACGAGGAUAUGGACGAUGACCUGUUGGACAAGAUCUCGAGUUCUCCCUCGAUCGAAGAUGGUAAAUACACCCUUCCUGUUUGGCCCCCAAGAGCGGAUUCCGUCAGAACUGGAGCUGCCCCGGCUCCGGCCAUGAUUCAGAUUCACGACUCUCCUCUUUCUUCAUCCCCAUAUAUUUCCCACUACAAAGUUUCUCCCCCACAAUCCCCGCGUGUUGUUGGACCGGAAAGUCAUCAUGGUGAGUGUGAGGGCUACUACGCCAAUCGCCGAAUGGAGGUCGAGCCCUGGCAAGAUCACGAUCAGACUUCGUCAUUGACCUCGUUCACCUCGAAUAAUAGUGGGCUAGCGACGCAAUUGCAGGGCAUCCCGCUUUCCGAGUCUCAAGAAUUUCGGAGAUAUUUACUGCCCACGGACGACCCACUUCUGAGAGACGUGAUCGACGCUCAAUCCGAUGAAUACUUUUACGACGAGGAGGGAGACUGGGAAGAUGACGAUUCUUCCGUGGCCGACCCGGAUUUAAGCUCUGAUGAUGACCCCGAGGAUUUCCAAUUUUCAAAUGACGAUCGCUUCAUUGAUUCUGGUUGGGGUGGUGAAUGCUUACGAGAAAUAGAGGACAUCGAUUUCGAAUUCGUAUACGCGUUACAUACCUUCGUGGCCACCGUCGAAGGCCAGGCUAAUGCUACAAAAGGCGACACCAUGGUGCUACUAGAUGACAGUAACAGCUAUUGGUGGUUAGUGCGCGUGGUCAAGGACGGUAGUAUCGGAUACUUACCCGCCGAACACAUCGAAACACCAACGGAGCGUUUGGCGCGAUUGAACAAGCAUAGGAACAUUGAUCUAUCCGCCUCUAUGCUUGGAGAUAACCCAGAAAAGUCCAAAAAUCCCCUGAAGAAAGCCAUGCGCCGAAGAAACGCCAAAACAGUCCAAUUCGCUCCACCUACAUAUUAUGAACCUUCUGAUUAUGAAUACUCCGACGAGGAAGACGAUGGCAACGAGAGCCUCACGGACCAAGGCAUUGAUGACAACGCCGAUGACGAUACCCACAACGACCAAGAAGUGGUUGAGACCGAACCCGAGUCUCAAGGACAACGAGUUACAGCCACAGCAAAUGGUGUCCAGCGAAUGGCCAGUACUGACAGUCUGAAGAGUGACCUGUCAUCCGACAACUCCACCAGGGCCCAACAACAAGAAGCUACUCUUGUUGAACAAAACAAGGCUGACGAGGCCGUCUCCAGGUCUCGAAAAGGCGUUGUCCGAAAUACUGAUUCCUUCUUCAGAGAUGACACGGUAGAGACGAAGAAGAUUUCACUCACUCCCCGGUUGUUACGAGGUGAUUCGGAAUCUGGUCAAACCACAGAACAAGAAGUGCGACAGCGUCAAAGCCUGGACACGUUUGACAGAAUUGUUGCCUCAGAUGACAAAACCAAGGAGAAGGAAAAGGAAAAGGAAAAAGACAAGAAGAAGGAAAAGAAGGGCAUGCUCAGUGGCUUGUUCAAGCGAAAGAAGGGCACUCCACAGGAGGAAAGCGUUGAACGGCCAUCGGAAGAGCUACGACGAUCUCCCCAAUCAAAGGACUCGAUGGAAUCAGUGACCUAUACAAAACCCGAAAGUGGUCCCGAACGCAAGCCCAGUAAAUUGCAAAAGACACCUCCGAUUGCAUCGCCCAAAUCGUCACCUACAGAGCCGCGUGCUCCUCAGCGGGAGCUUAUGGCAGCAGCAACAACAGCACCACCAAGUGUAACACCUCGUGAACCAACUGGACCAGCGCCAGCACCACCGACACUUCGGAAGGUUGAGUCCGAGUCCGAGUUGGCCGAUGACACUUUGUCCACGGCACCACAGAGUCAACCGACCACACAGGUGAACCGAUUCCCAUCGCUCACAGAAAAGCGAUCGAUAUUUGCACCCAUCACCACUGCUUUGAAGUCCACUUCUUCGAGCAAUUCAGACACACGCUCCCCUGUGAAACCUAUCUACUCCAAGCGAGCCAAGGAACGAUUCGCCAUUGAUGAUGAAGACUCGGAGGAUUAUGGACCAACUCCCAAGGCAGAUGACCAGACUCGCAACAGUGUGUCACCUCUGGCGGACAAUUUGGAGGAACCCGUGCGCUCAGAUUCCGUGGUACGAGUUUCACCGGUAGACUCGCUAACACCGAUAAACUCUCAGACACAGAAGGGAUUGGAUGUGCGUACCACACCUCUUCCAAUUGAGACAGGCCACGCCGAUUCCGAAGGCACUGCUAGUACAUCAAAACCAUCGCCCUCCACGGCGACACAUACUCCUUCUACAUCCCGAUCCACACCAACAUGGUCAGACGCAUCAUUAAGAUCAUAUAUGGAGAAUGACCAGGAGAUCAAGGACCUCCUCAUAAUUGUUCAUGACAAGUCCAACGUCACGCCGGUGGGUGCUGAUCACCCGCUAAUGAGCAACUUGUUUUCAAAUGAACGGAGCAAGCUCGCCGAGAUGCAGCUGCAGCUCGACUCAAUGUUGAUGAGUUGGAUGGGCAAAAAGAACUCAAGCCUAUUGUCAGCGACAACCUAA
This is a messenger RNA of Exophiala bonariae, 2895 nucleotides long. RefSeq lists its product as uncharacterized. Gene Ontology annotation, biological process: intracellular protein localization; establishment or maintenance of actin cytoskeleton polarity. The transcript has 4 exons. Gene Ontology annotation, cellular component: microtubule cytoskeleton; cell tip. Bases 1 to 2895 code for a protein of 964 amino acids. Lineage: Eukaryota; Fungi; Ascomycota; Eurotiomycetes; Chaetothyriales; Herpotrichiellaceae. The record is from RefSeq and is a predicted model, not a curated record. Gene Ontology annotation, molecular function: protein binding.